AUGUGUUCCGACCCCGCCGUCCGUCGGAGAUCGCCGCAGACGCUCUCCGGUUUCUUCGGCCUCUCCCGCAGCGGCAGCAACCGUUUUGUCAACGUUUCCGGGAGAGGCCGACCGCUAAUUGACCCUUCUUUUCCUUUCCUCCACGGCUUCCAAAACGUCAAGAUCGUAAACUGCUGCGGCGGCAUCCUUCUAUGCCAUGGUAUGCGAGCGGAGGGCGUGGAAUACAUUGUGUGUAACCCUGCGACCGAGGAGAUCUGGGCCGUGCUGCCCGUGCCUGAUACCCAUGAGACACCACGUCCUCAUGCUUACCGCACCAUUUGCUUGUGUUUCGAUCCGAUCGUCCCUUCUCGCUUUGCGGUGUUUGUCAUCAUUCAGAAUGGUCGCGACAUUACCAUUAUGGAGGUCUACUCAUCGGAUACCAGAGAAUGGACUUCCAUGUCGAGCCCAUGGGGUCACAAAAUUGUGUUAUAUGGCUUGGAACCAGAAUGCUUCUUCUUAAAUAGCACUCUACAUUCCAGUGCCUAUGAUUCUCGUGUGGAGACAUUUGACUCGGAGGGUAAUUCAAUAAACAUGGUAGUUAUAGUGGACACAAGCGGGGAUACUUGGAGGACAACUCGACAGCCGACCAAAGCUAAACUGAAUUUCUUUGGGCACUCUCAAGGACGAUUACAUGGAAUGGAUAUAGACAAUCGUAAUGGUUGCCGGAUAUCAGUUUGGGUUCUCGAGGACUAUGCUAGUGGACAGUGGACCUUAAAGCACACUGCCAGUGUUCUGGAGUUGGUAGGAAAGCCUUCUCGUGAGUGCGAUGAGUACUACACCUUGGUUGCAAUCGAUCCAGAACGUAACCUUAUUUUCCUUAAUGGCGGGGUGGAGCCGGAACAGACACUUAUGUCGUAUGAUUUGGAUACCCAGAAGUUGCAUGUUAUCUGCACUCUUGAAGAUUAUCAGAGGAAAAUUUUCCGACCUUACAUUCCCUGCUUUGUGGAAUGGCCGCCAUCGGAUGCUCAUUGA
Messenger RNA from Triticum turgidum subsp. durum (durum wheat), 1011 nucleotides. NCBI's taxonomy places the organism in Eukaryota, Viridiplantae, Streptophyta, Magnoliopsida, Poales, Poaceae. The record is from the annotation of a GenBank genome assembly.